AUGAUUCAGCCAAAGUGGCCUCUCCUUCUUUUUACACUUCCUGCAAUUAGUUCAGGCGAUUGGCUCGACCUGACAAAGUCCAGUACAGUUGAAUGGUCAUCAGAAAGCUCUGAUCCGUCAUAUAUUGCUAUCUCUCUCACCAACGAAGACCGCGCUCUCAGCCGCGACGUCACCGUCGCCGAAAAUGUGUCGACAUCUGAUGAAUCCUAUACAUUUGACAGUGUCACUGCUCUUCCUGGGUCCGGCUAUGUAAUCAAACUAAAGUCCCCAGAUGAUGGUAAUAUUGAAGCUCAGUCCGGGGACUUCAUCGUUGUCAAACCGGGGGAUUCCAAUGUGACUAACAACGGCUCGACUACGCACGAGGAUGAGGACAAUGCUGCUGGACGCGCGGGAAUCUAUCCCACAUUGGGACUCUUUUUGACACUGUUUAUGGCCGGUUUUAAUGUGUUGUAA
Messenger RNA from Aspergillus puulaauensis, 453 nucleotides. Its product is annotated as GPI anchored serine-threonine rich family protein. The transcript is spliced from 4 exons. The record is from RefSeq and is a predicted model, not a curated record. Lineage: Eukaryota; Fungi; Ascomycota; Eurotiomycetes; Eurotiales; Aspergillaceae. The coding region runs from base 1 to 453 and encodes 150 amino acids.